CUCUAUCCGCCAUUUCUCAGUUUCAGACUUCAGUCUCGAGAGAGGAACUAAAUAUCAACAAUGCGAGAGACAGCUACAAGAGAUUUGCUUGCUUAUAUUCUUUCGAGUUUUAUAAAAUAAUAUGCGGGUAAACAUAAAGGCUCUUAGUGACGCUUGGUUCCGCUGAUGUAGACGCAGCGGACACAUCGCUAUCUGCAGGAUUCUUUUUUUGCUAGGACGUGUUGAAGGCCGCCAUUUUUAUUGGCAAGUAAGCUAGUUAGCUAACUACGGUAGCUAGUUAGCUAGCUACCAAUUUUCGAAAUAUCAUAGGCGUCAACUUAGGCAUAGCGGGAACUAUCGUGACCUAAUAGCUUUACUACACCGUUGUACGACUCUUAGACUAGCACACCAUAAUUAGGUAAAUGCUAUCCGUUCUUCUGGCAACUAGCUUGCUAGCUUUGUAACUUGGCUAAAGACAUGGGAGCAGUGCACUGGAGUAGCUAGCUAGUCAGCUAGCUAGCUGGCUAACCUCACCACUUCUCUCGGAAGAGAGAAAGAAAAGGGAACACUGACUGGUAAUCUUGAAACAAUAAUCUCCGAGUUAUGCAUUUCAUUAGCUUGCUCGUUUGGAAAAUCUCAGUCACAUAUUAAAGGUAGCAUUAGCCAACUAGUCAGCUGGCUAGAAUGGUUCAAAGUGGGCUCGCGCUUGCUCUAGCUUUCUUUUUGUGAAACACCAGAUUGCAUGCAAAGCUAGCUAACUGUUGGAUAGCAAGCGCCUCUCUCGCAUGAGACGACGGCUUGCCUCUAGGUAUAUGCAAAAUACUUGGUUGGUUAGCUGUGUAGUUUAAGUAUUUGAGGCGAGUUUUUACUUUUUUGGAACAAUAUCUUGUUAGCUGAAUCGGGCACAUAAACUAUGCGUGCACUACAUUAAAACGCUAACGUUAGCUAGACACCGCUGAUAUUUUCGUAUCGCUAACAAACUUUCAAUUUAUUAUUUGCGGGCUGGACAUCUGUAAUUGCAUCUUUGUUUAUUUAAUCGUCUUAUCUACUUAGAACCAUGUCAUCCGCACGGUUCGAUUCAUCGGACAGGGCCAGCUGGUAUUUCGGUCCCGUUUCUCGGGUGGAAGCUCAGAACAGAUUGCAGGGACAGCGGCAUGGCAUGUUUCUAGUACGGGAUUCUUCUACAUGCCCAGGUGACUAUGUCUUGUCGGUAUCAGAAAACUCCAAAGUGUCCCACUAUAUUAUUAAUUCGUUGCCCACGAAGAGGUUCAAGAUUGGCGAUCAAGAGUUUGACCAUCUUCCGGCUCUCUUGGAAUUCUACAAAAUCCAUUACUUAGACACCACGACACUCAUAGAGCCAGCUCCCAGGUACCCAAACCCAGCGAUCGGCGGCAGCCCCGCUCCAAUGAUGGGCGGCCCGGAGGAGAACCUGGAGUACGUGAGGACUCUGUACGACUUCACGGGCAGCGAUGCCGAGGACCUCCCCUUCAAGAAGGGCGAGAUCCUGAUCAUCCUGGAGAAGCCGGAGGAGCAGUGGUGGAGCGCCAAGAGCAAGGAGGGCCGCGUGGGCAUGAUCCCCGUGCCCUACGUGGAGAAGCUGGUGCGGCCGUCACCCCUCCAGUUCCAGGGCAACCGGAACUCCAACAGCUACGGGAUCCCCGAGCCGGCCCACGCGUACGCCCAGCCCCAGACCCCCUCCCCUCUGCCCCCCGGCACGCCCGGCGCCAUCAUCAACCCCCUGCCCUCCACGCAGAACGGACCUGUAAUGGCCAAGGCCAUCCAGAAACGGGUGCCCUGCGCCUACGACAAGACAGCCCUGGCACUAGAGGUUGGAGACCUUGUCAAAGUGACGCGGAUGAACAUUAGCGGCCAGUGGGAGGGGGAGGUGAACGGUCGGAGGGGGCUUUUCCCGUUCACUCACGUCAAAAUAAUCGACCCCAAGAAUCCGGACGAGAGCGAAUGAGACGAAGCUGGGCUCCAUGACCCGCCCCAUCCCUCCCACCCUUCCCCAGUCUGAGGGCAGCCUCCAUUUGUCCACCUGUCUUUGCUGGCCUGGCCUGCCCGCUCCCACAAUGCAUCGCUUCAGAGAACGUCAGGCCCAUGUUCACCCACUGAAACCAUCACUAGAGUCUCUCCACCUCUGAAAUCAAAGAGCUGUUAGCCCCUCCCCUGGUGUCAGCAUUGACAUCAUUAUCUUACCUUUUCCCCCCCGUUUUGUCAUCCCCUCAUAACCUUUUGUGUUCGGACAUUUGGCAGCCCCUUGCCGUGCCGAAGAGCGCAAUGUGCCGUCAAUUGAAAGUGAUGCCGAAGACGUUUUAUUUUCGUAUUGGUUUUUUUGGUUCGUUGCUUUUUGAAACCGUUUUACAGUUUUUAGAGCCAGAAUGAGGUACCCCAUUCUUGACACUGACCAGAAAGGGUCGUGACGACGAGAAGACAAAUCACUAAUGAAGAGCAGAAUAGGAAACAACGAAGAGACGGACGCAUUCUGUCCAAAUUAGUUUUUCCUCCUUCCUCCGCCACCUUAAACUUAUUCAAAUCAAGGCCGCUGCUCUCGUUUUGCUCAGUAGCAAGAAUCUUAAGUGUAACCAUUAUGCGAAUAAUAAGAAAAUGGCCGAGGUGCAAAAGGACAGCGCAAACCUUAAUGUGGAGCAGAGGCUGACCGACCCGUGCAGAGAGCAGAACCAGCAGCGUGCCUUUCAGUGAAACUCCCUCUGUCCUCCUGAUCUCCAAAAGAAACUUGUGAGUGGAGAUGGACAGGACACAGGAGUAGACUCUCAAUGCCACUUGUUGAUAGGGGCUGCCGCAUGCCUGCGCCUGCUGCUUCAGGUGCUGCGAAACGGCUCAUUGUGGGGCGUCCCUAGUGAACGGGAGGUCCACAGUUUGCGACUUAGCUUUGAGUGAUGUUGCUGCCUUAGGAAGGGGGCUUCUUGUAACAUUAGCUUAGUAGGGGGUGAUAAGUCCAUCAGUAAAGUGGGGCUGUAGAAGAAAUCUUACUGUAUGUUGCCUGUGUCUCACUGACUGAUGAAAGGCACUGCACAUUGUUGACAAGGCUCUUGUAACCAGGAAGAGUUGCAGGAGUGACCGCCGCUCUUGCCCUCGUCUUUUUAAACCAGCUUUUCCUCCGGACUUUUUGUCACUGUACGAGGAAGUCGGAACGUAGUUGAAUAUAUUUUAAGGUUUACCGUGUAAAAUCAUGACAGAAAAAUAAAGUCUGGUCUGGUUUUACCCCCCCUUUUGAAGCUUGAGCUUAAUGGAUUUUCUGCUUUGUAGGCUGUCACUAGAUGCUCUCCCUAAGAAAAAAAAAAAGCUGUACAUGCUGCUCUAUAUAGUGCGUUCUCUCUAACCUGUUCUUUUCAUUUGGUAGAAUAGCAAUGCAGUUCACCUUGUCCAGGAAAAAUUGUUAUUUUUUUCCUCUCUCUUAACAGUCAGCUGUCGGGUCACACACUUGUCAACAGAAAAGGACAUUUCAUAAAGGGAUAAUGCCUGCUAGUUGCCUCUGUGCAUGACGUCCUGAUCUUUUGGUUUGUUCAAAGUCAAAAUGCUGCUUUGUCACCUCUAACCUCCUAUAUUCUAUAUUUCUUUUUUUUCUUUUUUAAGUCAGUGGAAUUGCUGUAUCCUGACCCAUAGUUCAGAUACCCGUGCAGCCUCCUUUCUAACCAUUUGAACGAAGCAAUAUCAAUCCCUUGUCUCUAAAUGCGCUAUUAAAUUGUCUGUUUAAAUCAGGAGGUUGCCCGAAUACUGUAUUCCUUUGUUAUUGACAUUAACAGUAUUACAGUGCUUUUUUCUGGUUUAGGAAGCCUACAGUGUCAAUUUGUUUUAAUAAAGCAAAAUUGUGCCUUUUAUUUUCUUACGGCAUUUAUGUGUGUAAUGCGUCACAUGGUUAAUAUAAUACCCGUGUUGGUAAAACCCAUCAUGUACAGUGCAAGUAAAUAAAAAUUACCAUCGA
Molecule: messenger RNA, 3925 nt
Organism: Anguilla rostrata (American eel)
Lineage: Eukaryota; Metazoa; Chordata; Actinopteri; Anguilliformes; Anguillidae
Product: crk-like protein
Exons: 3
Coding region: 1037-1942 (301 amino acids)
Biological process (GO): signal transduction; cell migration; positive regulation of ERK1 and ERK2 cascade
Molecular function (GO): signaling adaptor activity; receptor tyrosine kinase binding
Source: RefSeq, a predicted model, not a curated record